Messenger RNA from Oppiella nova, 1272 nucleotides. The record is from the annotation of a GenBank genome assembly. Lineage: Eukaryota; Metazoa; Arthropoda; Arachnida; Sarcoptiformes; Oppiidae.
AUGGAGUUAUGUGAGUGCACUCUAAGGCAAUUAAUUACAGCAAAGGAUCAGCUAUUUAAACGUGAGAACACGACUGAGCCUGGUCACCUCGAAUUUUUCAUUAGUAUCACAUGGCUUAAUGAGAUUGCUCAGGGUCUCAAGUACCUACACACUCAUAAGCCACCGAUUAUGCACCGCGACUUAAAACCAGAAAAUAUAUUCAUGGCUACUGUUAAGCCUAAUACUGUGCUGUUGAAGCUUGGUGAUUUUGGUCUGGCUAAAAUACAAGCCGUUGCCUCGCAAACUAAUACUCGGAAAGUGGGAACACCUAUCUAUAUGGCACCGGAAGUGUGCGCCGAAGAGGACUAUAAGAAAUAUGACAUAAUGUGUGAUAUGUAUAGUCUCGGAAUGUUUAUCAAAGAGUUGUUUAACUUUGAUUACAAUGAAGAACAGCAAUCAACUCAGAUUCAGGGUGAGGUUGUCAGUGAAAUUGGUCGUGGUACAUUUGGUGUGGUGCAUAAAGUGCGAUAUUUAUCUGAUGAUCAACAAAAUGAUUGCACCUUAAAGGUGAUCGAUAUAAAAGAAACAAAAGAAAAUGAUUUACACAUUGAAGAGGACGAGAAAAAAUCGCUGCAAUUACUGCAGGGCCUGGAUAACAAUUAUAUCAUUAAAUACUAUGGCUCGUGGUUUAAAACAAACCAUAUAUUCAUUCAAAUGGAGUUAUGCCAAUGCACUCUAAGGCAGCUCAUUGUGAGCAAGGACAAACUAUUCGACCGCAUACUUAAUUCUGAGCCUGGUGACCUGGAAUUUUUUAUCAGCAUUGCAUGGCUUAAAGAGAUUGUCCAGGGUCUCAUGUAUUUGCACAAACAGGAGAAACCUCUAAUUCAUCGCGAUUUAAGACCAGAAAAUAUAUUCAUGGCAUCUUAUGACGCGGAUAGUAUUUGUUUGAAGCUUGGUGAUUUUGGAUUGGCUCGUAUACAGGACAUUGCGUCCCAGAGUAAUAGCCGGGGUGUGGGUUCGCCCCAGUAUUUGGCACCUGAGAUAUGCGCCGACGAAGACUAUAAACUUGGUGAUUUUGGAUUGGCUCGUAUACAGGACAUUGCGUCCCAGAGUAAUAGCCGGGGUGUGGGUUCGCCCCAGUAUUUGGCACCUGAGAUAUGCGCCGACGAAGACUAUAAGAAGUAUAACGUGUCGGCAGAUAUGUAUAGUCUGGGAAUGUUUAUCACGGAAUUGUUCAAGUUCGAUUAUACAGAGGAACCGCAUGAUAAGCGAAUGGUGAACAUCCAGGCAAUG